This is a messenger RNA of Musa acuminata subsp. malaccensis (wild Malaysian banana), 3619 nucleotides long. Its product is annotated as pentatricopeptide repeat-containing protein At1g11290, chloroplastic. Gene Ontology annotation, molecular function: protein binding; RNA binding; zinc ion binding. Gene Ontology annotation, cellular component: intracellular membrane-bounded organelle. Gene Ontology annotation, biological process: RNA modification. NCBI's taxonomy places the organism in Eukaryota, Viridiplantae, Streptophyta, Magnoliopsida, Zingiberales, Musaceae. The record is from RefSeq and is a predicted model, not a curated record.
CGCUCCCCCGACUCGACUCACGAAAGCAAUACAAAUGCUGUCGACGCUGAGCCCGUUCGCUGCUGCUGCUGCUCCUACGCUUCCCAACCCCUCCCACUCCCCUCCCCAUUUCUCCCCUCGUCUCCUCUCCCACCCUUCCUAUCUCCUUCUCGAUCUCUGCGCCGACCGCCGCGAGGUCCGCCUGUUCCUCCCCCAAGUCGUCAAGCGCGGCCUCCACCUUGAGCACGUCUUCCAAACCAAGCUGGUAGCCCUCUUCUCCCGCUUCGGUGACCUCCGCGAUGCCACCCUCGUCUUCGGCUCCGUUGAGGACAAGACCGACGAGCUCUACCACUCCCUGCUCAGGGGCCACGCCAAGCACUCCUCCCUCGACGACGCCGUCGCUUUCUUCCGCGCCAUGAGGCGCGCCGGCGUGCGCCCGGCCGUGCACAGCUUCACCUACCUCUUGAAGGCCUGCGGCGACCGCUCGGACCUGGGGCGGGGCAGGGAGAUACACUCGCAGCUGAUCGCCAGUGGCUUUGGCUCCAAUGUGUUUGCCAUGACCGCCGUCGUAAACAUGUAUGCGAAAUGUCGCAGGAUCGAGGAGGCGAGGAGGAUGUUCGAUAGAAUGCCUGAGAGGGACUUGGUGGCGUGGAAUGCCAUCGUUUCCGGGUAUGCGCAGAACGGGAUGGCAGAGAGGGCUUUGGAGAUGGUGAUAAGAUUGCAAAAGGAUGGUCACAAGCCUGAUUCAAUCACCCUCGUCUCGGCUUUGCCUGCCUGUGCCAAUGUUGGAUCUUUGAAGAUCGGGAAAACCGUUCAUGCUUUUGCUAUGAAGGCUGGCUUUGAUUCUUUGGUGAAUGUCUCAACUGCUCUCGUGGAUAUGUAUUCAAAGCGGGGGGCAAUUGAGACCGCAAGGUUGGUGUUCGAUAGUAUGCGGCUGAAGAAUGUUGUCUCGUGGAAUUCUAUGAUCGAUGGAUAUGGGCAAAAUGGGGAUGCAGAGGAAGCCUUGAGACUGUUUAAGAAGAUGAUGGCAGAUGGUAUCCAGGCCACAGAUGUUACCAUAAUGGGUGCUUUGUAUGCCUGUGGUGAACUGGGGGAUCUCGAGGAGGGGAGGCAUGUUCAUGAGUUGCUUACAAGAACUGGCUUCGAGUCUGAUGUUUCUGUUCUGAAUGCACUCAUCACCAUGUAUUCAAAGUGUAAGAGAAUUGAUCUUGCUGAAGAUGUUUUUGAGAACAUGCCGGUAAAGAGUCUUGUGUCUUGGAAUGCUAUGAUCUUGGGCUAUGCACAGAAUGAUCGUGUUGAGGAUGCUUUGAGACUCUUCAACAAGAUGCAAUGGGAGAAUGUAAAGCCAGAUUCAUUCACUAUGGUUAGUGUAAUUCCUGCACUCGCUGACAUAUCUGUCUUGAAGCAGGCAAAAUGGAUACAUGGCUUUGCUAUUAGAUUGUGUACGGACAAAAAUAUAUUCAUCAUGACUGCUCUCGUAGAUUUGUAUGCCAAGUGCGGGAGCGUUCGUAUAGCACGAAGACUCUUUGAUGCAAUGGAGGAGAGGCAUGUCACGACAUGGAAUGCGAUGAUAGAUGGUUAUGGGACGCAUGGUUUUGGGAAGUCUGCAAUUGACCUGUUUGAACAGAUGAAGAGGAGCUCUGUGAAGCCAAAUGACAUAACAUUGCUGAGUGUUCUUUCGGCUUGUGGUCACUCUGGUUUAGUCCAGGAGGGGAAGAAAUACUUUGCCAGCAUGAAGGAGGACUAUGGCUUCGAGCCUAAUAUGGAUCACUAUGGUUGCAUGGUGGACCUGCUGGGCCGUGCCGGGAGGCUUGAUGAAGCUUGGGACUUCAUUCAGAAAAUGCCAAUCAGACCGGGUAUUAGUGUUUAUGGUGCCAUGUUGGGUGCUUGUAAGAUCCACAAAAAUGUAAAGUUGGGAGAGGAGGCAGCACAGAGAUUGUUUGAGCUAGAACCGGAUGAGGGAGGGUACCAUGUUCUAUUGGCUAACAUCUAUGCUGCAGCUUCAAUGUGGGAGGAUGUAGCAAGGGUGAGGACUAUGAUGGAGAAGAAAGGGCUGCAGAAGACUCCUGGUUACAGUUCAAUCGAUUUGAAGAAUGAGAUACAUACCUUCCAUUCUGGAAGUACUGAUCAUCCACAAUCACAGAAGAUCUACGCAAGAUUAGCCAGGCUAAUAGAUGAGAUUAAAGCUGUCGGCUAUAUGCCUGAUAGUGAUUCUUUACAUGAUGUGGAAGAGGAUGUUAAAGAACAGCUGCUCGGAACACACAGCGAGAAGCUUGCGAUCGCAUUCGGGCUCAUAAACACUACACCAGGAACCACAAUUCAAAUACGAAAGAACCUUCGUGUCUGCAACGAUUGCCAUAAAGCAACCAAGUUCAUAUCUCAGGUCACAGGUAGGGAGAUUAUCGUGAGGGAUAUGCAGCGAUUCCAUCAUUUCAAGAACGGGCAAUGUUCCUGUGGAGAUUAUUGGUAGCCAGUGUUUCCACUUCAAGUGGAACUACAGCUGCUAUUUCUUAUUGUAUAGGCUUCAUGUGAUUGUUGUUUCUUUCGAGUUUUGGGGUGUUGAUGACCUUCAAACAAAUGUAUUACUUAUUCUAUCAUCGAUAAUUUGAUGAAAGAAUGACAAUUUAUGUGACAGACUUUUGCUAAUGUCACACAUACUUUUUGCUUGAAGGAAGCUGAUGGAAUUUGGAUUAUUAUGAUCAGUAAAUAGCUGGUACUAACUUGCUGAGACAAGAAAACAGAUCAACUCAAAGAGGGACAGGCAAUUGCAUUGGCAGAACUAUUUGUCUUGUUUGUCAAGCAGGUUCGAACCAAAAGAGAAGUCUUAGCAAUCAUGCAACCUGCAAACUGCUACUACCAAGACAUCUCAAGACAACCAUGAAGGUGAGAGCUAAAACAUCAUACUGAAACCUCUGCCCAACUUCAUUUCUCCUCCAGGUUUGGAAGAGGCUUGUCAACUUCCUCGAGCUGCCGGAUCCAGGUAGUCUGCUCCAACACCAAUGAACAAUCGCCAGCAGUGUGCUGCAGGGUGUUACGGAGAUCAUUCAUGCUGUGGUUGCCACCGUUGUGCUCGUCGGGGACGAAGACGCCGGUUUCAGGGUCAGGAGUCCAGUACUUCUCCGACCCAGUAUGCAUUGUAUCAUUAGAUUAGAUGAUUCUAUUUAAUUAAGUAAAAUAUAUUAUAAAUCUGAGUAGUUAUCAGUUAAUAGAAAAGAAUCUACUUAUGAUAAGAUUCCAUCACUACGAUGUUACUUAGAUCGCCUCGUCCAGCAACACCAUCGUCGUACCAGGUCGAACAGCUGCAAAUUCUUCGGUGGUGUUCGAAGCAUUGCACAGGCUACUACAACAUGUAAAACUGAUGCAACCUCGCAACUGCCACUGAGGAAAUCUAUAGCAGUUUGAAGGAUGAUGCAACUCAUACAACCAUGAGUAAGUACAAACCUGAGAAGAGCUGCGGCUUAAGCAGGACCGGGCAACAGCUGGUUGCUGGGGGAGCCAUUAGCGAGCAGUCAUCUGCUGGAGCAAGCAGCCAUGGGAACUCAGUUAGGGAGGCAAGGAAGACUCCUGCUUUUAUCAGCAGAAAGAAAGCGUAAGAAUAAGAGAAGAAAUGUCGAGAAGGGAGGAAAAAAGAUCGAUUCCU